Molecule: messenger RNA, 1510 nt
Organism: Fukomys damarensis (Damara mole-rat)
Lineage: Eukaryota; Metazoa; Chordata; Mammalia; Rodentia; Bathyergidae
Gene: Gabrr1
Product: gamma-aminobutyric acid type A receptor subunit rho1
Exons: 10
Coding region: 1-1443 (480 amino acids)
Biological process (GO): signal transduction; monoatomic ion transmembrane transport; nervous system process
Cellular component (GO): membrane; GABA-A receptor complex; synapse
Molecular function (GO): neurotransmitter receptor activity; GABA-A receptor activity; extracellular ligand-gated monoatomic ion channel activity
Source: RefSeq, a predicted model, not a curated record
AUGUUGGCCGUCCAGAAUAUGAAAUUUGGCAUCUUCCUUUUGUGGUGGGGCUGUGUUUUAGCCACUGAAAGCAGAGUGCAUUGGCCGGGAAGAGAAGUACACGAAAUGUCUAGGAGAGGCAGUAGGCCUCAAAGACAGAGACAAGAAGCACACGAGGAUGCCCACAAGCAAGGCAGCCCAAUUCUGAAGCGGAGCCCUGACAUCACCAAAUCACCACUGACAAAGUCAGAGCAGCUGCUGAGGAUAGAUGACCAUGACUUCAGCAUGCGGCCUGGCUUUGGAGGCCCAGCCAUUCCUGUUGGUGUGGACGUGCAAGUGGAGAGCUUGGACAGCAUCUCUGAGGUCGACAUGGAUUUUACCAUGACUCUCUACCUGAGGCAUUACUGGAAGGAUGAGAGGCUGUCUUUUCCAAGCACCAACAAUCUCAGCAUGACAUUUGAUGGCCGGCUGGUAAAAAAGAUAUGGGUCCCUGACAUGUUCUUCGUGCACUCCAAGCGCUCCUUUAUCCACGACACCACCACUGACAAUGUCAUGCUGCGCGUCCAGCCUGAUGGGAAGGUGCUCUACAGCCUCAGGGUUACAGUGACUGCUAUGUGCAACAUGGACUUCAGCCGGUUUCCCCUGGACACACAAACAUGCUCACUUGAAAUUGAAAGCUAUGCCUAUACAGAAGAUGACCUCAUGCUCUACUGGAAAAAAGGCAAUGACUCCUUAAAGACAGAUGAGCAGAUUUCACUCUCCCAGUUCCUCAUUCAAGAAUUCCACACUGCCACUAAACUGGCUUUCUACAGCAGCACAGGCUGGUACAAUCGCCUAUACAUUAAUUUCACUUUGCGUCGCCACAUCUUCUUUUUCUUGCUCCAAACCUAUUUCCCUGCGACCCUGAUGGUCAUGCUGUCCUGGGUGUCCUUCUGGAUUGACCGCAGAGCUGUGCCCGCCAGAGUUCCCUUGGGCAUCACGACGGUGCUGACCAUGUCCACCAUCAUCACGGGUGUGAACGCCUCCAUGCCCCGCGUGUCCUACAUCAAGGCCGUGGACAUCUACCUCUGGGUCAGCUUCGUGUUCGUGUUCCUUUCGGUGCUGGAGUACGCGGCUGUCAACUACCUGACUACCGUGCAGGAGCGGAGGGAGCGGAAGCUGCGGGAGAAGCUGCCCUGCACCUGUGGGCUACCUCAGUCCCGUGCAGGGAUGCUCGAUGGCAGCUACAGUGACGGUGAGAUGAACGACUUGGGUAACUACACACCAGAAAAUGGGGAGAAGCCCGACAGGAUGAUGGUACAGUUGACCUUGGCCUCAGAGAGGAGCUCCCCUCAGAGGAAGAGUAAGAGAAGCAGCUAUGUGAGCAUGAAGAUCAACACCCAUGCCAUUGAUAAAUACUCCAGGAUCAUUUUUCCAGCAGCAUAUAUUUUAUUCAAUUUAAUAUACUGGUCUAUUUUUUCAUAGAUGCUAUACUUCAGUAAAUUCCUUCUUUAAUGGUAUGUACUACAGGAAAAACCUGGCAUGAUGAAAA